AUGGUAAUUGGCAUACUGGAGGAUGAAACGCCGAAAAAGCAGUCUGCAGUAACUUCUUUCUUCACUGAGCCACUCAAGAGCGAGAGAAUCACCCAGGCAAUAGCCAACAUGAUCGUCUCUGAUUAUGUUCCUCUUAGUAUAGUGGAGGGCGAAGGAUUCAAAAACUUAAUGAGCAUCGUAGCCCCCGACUACACAGUGCCCUGUAGGAAAACAAUACCUGGACCUCCAACUCUACCUAGAGUUUCAUCACCGUCACUGAACACCGACGCAUGGGACCUCAAGUCAAACGUCCUCAUCACGCGUGCCAUGUCUGAACGUCACACUGGGGAGAACCUUGCUCAUCGCCUUAAGGACUGCGUGACCGAAUUUAGUUUGGACAGUAAAGUGGACACGUGUAUGCAUGACAAUGCGAGAAACAACGAGUGUGCUGCAAGUUUGUGUGAGGAUUGGGGUGAUCUGGGUUGUUUCGCCCACUCUCUACAACUGACAUUGAAGCCUGCGAUGGAAUUGCCUUCAGUGUCUACAGUUGUCAGUGGGUGCAGAAAACUCGUCGGCCACUUCAAGCAUUCCACAACGCUGACGUUGGAACUGGGUGUUAGACAGAAGACGAUGAACGUCCCUCAACACACUCUUACCCAGGAUGUCCCUACACGGUGGAACUCCACCUAUCUGAUGAUGGAACACCUGGUAGAGCAGCAGCGCGUUCUUACUGACAUCAUGCUGGAUCCAAAGUUAACAAAGAAGCAAGACGCCACACUCAACUUGAGGGAGUCGGAUUGGGCCAUUAUUAAAGAGUUGUGUGUUAUUCUAAAGCCGUUAGCGGAUACGACAGCAUACAUGAGUACAGAGAGUCACGUGUCUGUGUCGGAAAUAUAUCCGAUCGUUUGUGGAUUGGUCACCAAGAGCCUUGAAUCUUGCUCAACGGACAGUUCCAUCGCUCAGUUAGUGAAAAAGGCGAUUCGUGAUGAUUUGGUCCAUCGCUUCCAGCCAGAAUCGUAA
This is a messenger RNA of Dreissena polymorpha, 999 nucleotides long. Its product is annotated as E3 SUMO-protein ligase ZBED1-like. The record is from RefSeq and is a predicted model, not a curated record. Lineage: Eukaryota; Metazoa; Mollusca; Bivalvia; Myida; Dreissenidae. The transcript has 3 exons. The coding region runs from base 1 to 999 and encodes 332 amino acids.